Cylindrotheca closterium is the source of this 261-nucleotide messenger RNA. Lineage: Eukaryota; Bacillariophyta; Bacillariophyceae; Bacillariales; Bacillariaceae. The record is from the annotation of a GenBank genome assembly.
AUGUUACAACACCUUCGAAAAGUGAAUCAACAAGUCUGGAUUGCUUUGGGAAGUGUAACCAUCAUUGGCGCGAGCUCUUAUCCUGUUUUCUUCAAAGAAACUAGGCCUGGACACGACAUCUUCAGUUCCGAAAAGCCAGAAGCCAUUCGUGUCGCUCAAGACGAGAGACGUAACGAAUACCGCCGUUUGAUCAAGGAACAAAGAAAGGAACAAGAAGCUGAGCAACAAGCUGUUCAGCGGAAGCUCCAAGAGCAACAAUAG